CCUAUAUCAAGCGGUUGUAUAUCUGUGUUUGGCAUUUGCAUGGCUUUUCCCGGGAGUACGAAAACUUCCUAUCGAAAUACCCCUUUGGGACGGCGCCCCCUUUCCUGUGGAACUCUCCAACGCUUUUGCUUGCUAGACCCAGGGCGCUUAACAUUGCCACGCCUGAUGACAAACAGUGUAUCUCAAGGCCCUCCACAUGACAAAAUGCUAUCCAAGCCAUGAUAUACUGCACGUUCCUUAUCGAGUCAGUUGUGCUACUUUGUUGGCAAUUAGUACAUGACGUAGGUGGGGGUACCUCAUAAUCUUACCGCUCAAGGCUCGAUUAGGCAGUUCGACACUGUCCUUUUUGUGCUCCAUUCAAAAUAUUUCGGCGAAUGAUAUUCUACCACCGCCGGAUUUUGGAGUGCCAAAAUUAUACAUGCUCAUAGUAACGGGUGUAUAGCUUUUUACAUCCAAUUCUGGACCGGAGAUGGGUCAAUGGAAGCAAAGACCGAGCAAGCAGUUAGCCGCAACAAACGAACGCCACGGUCCAUUCAACGAAUUUUUAAGCUUUAUCUUUCAUUGGUCCAAUUUACCCCGCGAGGUGAUAACCAAAAGAUCAGCCCUGGGGAACAAAGAAACCUUCGGCGGAUAGUGGCUGAAGAACCCUGGUUCUGGGACCAACGGGUCAACGCCCAUGGGAAUCUGCGCCUGAACUGCUCUCGGGGGAACGCCCAGAAGUUGUAUUGUUCCAGAUAUCUUUCACUCAUGCGCACCUUGCAUAGGAACCAGGAAACAAGGGUACAGCGUACAGCCGAUUACAGGUGAGAAAUACCCUAGUGGCUGUCACGAGAAUGUAGACCCAAUCAGGGUAUUUGCUGUUGUGCCUUGCAUAUCACGACGGGUGGAGAUGAUAGGUUGGAAAAUUAACCUGGCGAGGCCAAUCCUCUUCCACUCUUUGCUCCAUGAGCCAUUUUUGGAGGACGGGGGAGGGAAAAGAAACGGUAAAACCAAUUCAGCUAUGUAUUGUCGUUUUUAUUCUGCCAAUUAUCCAUGCUCCAGCCGUCAAUCACCAUGCCGGUUAACAAUAGCUGCUUGCAUGUACAUGUACAUGUACGUUCGCAUGGCGAGGAAGAUAAUGCACAUGAACGGCCUCGCGACUAUUUACCCCCGUUUGACUGAUGCACGAUUCACUACGCGAUGGCCGAAAUUCUUCUUUGAAGGAGCUGACAUACAGCUGACAGCUAUCCGGGCAUCGGCUAUUGCCACGCAUUCUGUCAUUGCGUACUCUCUCAGUCCAUACUAGAGAUCGAGGCCUCUUUCUGGAUCUUUUCCAAAUUUGUCAGCGGUAAUUCACGGAUUGGAGAUCUCCAAUUAACCUGGUAUUCGGAGCCGUUUUCCGCUCCCAUAGUCAUGGAGCUGGAUAAUACCAGUUUUUCGGUGUGGCUAAACGCUAUCUCUCUUUGGGUAUUCAAUGAGCCGGAGACAGAGAAAAUGAAAGUCAAGCCUAACUUCCAAAGUUCUUUCUUUGGUUCGAUUGAACUCACUAUGUUUUUGUCUUCUGUGACUUUGGUCAAACAAGUAUUAAAGAGGUCUGAAUACUUGGGGCUCUUCGCACUACUUUCGCAAUGCGAGCAGACCAGUGAGCAGGCCAGGUAGCGAAUAAUAUCUAUUUCCACCUAUAUAGUUACAGAUGUUUGGUAGGCUGACAUAUAGUUCGAUGGUCUCAAAUAGCAAUUUCCGACUGAGUCGCUAGUUGUUUUGUAUUUGUGGCUUUGUAU
This is a messenger RNA of Blastomyces gilchristii SLH14081, 1760 nucleotides long. RefSeq lists its product as uncharacterized. Lineage: Eukaryota; Fungi; Ascomycota; Eurotiomycetes; Onygenales; Ajellomycetaceae. Bases 890 to 1285 code for a protein of 131 amino acids. The record is from RefSeq and is a predicted model, not a curated record. The transcript has a single exon.